Diaporthe citri is the source of this 891-nucleotide messenger RNA. RefSeq lists its product as uncharacterized. The record is from RefSeq and is a predicted model, not a curated record. The transcript is spliced from 3 exons. Bases 1 to 891 code for a protein of 296 amino acids. Lineage: Eukaryota; Fungi; Ascomycota; Sordariomycetes; Diaporthales; Diaporthaceae.
AUGUCUGCUCAAGUGUUUACCCAUCCAGACGGGCGCAAAACCGAGUACCUCGUCUCCGGCGCGCAGGAUGGCUUUCCCCUCAUCUACAUCCACGGCACCCCGGGCUCGUACACCGUCGGCCCCAAGCUGAACACCACAUGUGAGGGGAAGGGGUUCAAGCUGAUCACGCUCUCGCGAGCGGGCUAUGGUGACUCUACGCGGAAUAAGGGCAGGCUGGUCGUUGACGCCGUGGCGGACAUCCAGGCACUGCUUGAACACCUUGGCAUCAAGAAGUGUGUCGUCGCUGGGAAAAGCGGUGGUGGACCGCACUCUCUGGCCUGCGCGGCUCGGCUACCAGGCUGCGUGGCCUCGCUGGUAAUCGCAGGCGUGGGCCCGUUCAAAGCGGAUGGGCUCGACUUCCUUGCUGGUCAAGGGCAAGGCAACAUAGACGAAUGGGCGGCCGCACUCAAGGGGGAGGAAGAACUACAAAAGUUCUGCCAGGCUGAGAGGCCUGGGAUGAUGGCGGCAGACGCGAAGGGGCUGACGGAGGCGCUGGCGACCCUCCUGCCCGAGGUAGACAAGAAGGCGAUGCUGGAAGACGAGCACACGGGCGACGACAUUGUCAAGUCAAUGCAGGUGGCGCUGCGGGAGUCGUGCGACGGGUGGGUGGACGAUGACCUUGCCUUCAUCCGCCCAUGGGGCUUCGAUCUGGGCGAGAUCAAGGUGCCCGUCUUCCUAUACCAGGGCAGCGAGGACAAGAUGGUUCCGCUGGCGCAUGGGAAGUGGCUGGCUGGUCACCUCCCGGAGGACAAGGUGGAGGCGCGUCUUCUGGAAGGUGAGGGGCAUAUCUCCAUCUUCUCCGCGUACAUCGACGAGAUGCUGGACAAAUUGUUGGCUGUGGCGAGAGAAUAG